GCGUAAAAUCGACUCUUCUGUGUGGUUUGGUUCACCCAGCAGAGGUCGUCCUGCAGCCUGCUCGCUUUGACUUUCUCCCGACAAUUAACAGCAGAGAGACUAAUUUACACACUUUGACCAGGGGGGUUGACCGAAGAGGGUGUUACACUUGAAAUUCACCACUUCCCUGUGUCCUUAACAUUAGUCACGCAAAAUGUCUUUCAUCCAACCUGGAGCAGGUCUGCGUGAGGGAGUUCACCGCCAGCAGCUAAAUGUCAAACAUUAGGAGAAGCAUGCGCGCCUCCCUGCGCCACACGGUGCUGAUGGGUGGACCGAGAGGAGCGGAGCGAUAGGGCGCAUUUCUUAAUUUCCCCACCACCACCACCUCCACACCCCAACCCCACCCGCCGUCCUCCUUCCACCCUCCAGCCCUGGACACACGACGAGACCGCGGGACGGCUGUGUUUUUCCCGUUCACACACGAGGAUUGAUCCAAUGUAUUAUUUACGACCGAAACUUCAGCAACUUAUCCACUGGAUAUGGCUCCCGGUUUGAGGAGUGGGCGGACAGGUCACCCCAAAGUGGUGGGAGCCGGAGGAGCGGAACCCGGUGGGUGCUCGCUGCAAAGGACGGAUGCCGGAGGAGAGGGGAGGUGUUUGAGGACCAGGUGGAGAGUCGGAGCAGCGGGGAUGCUUGCAAACUGUCUGCUGUCUGUGGGAAUGCUUUUACUUCUUACCCGGUGCGCUUUGGCCGUAGAGGAAAAACCCAACUAUGAUGCCUCUGGCUCCUCGUCUUUACAAAGCGACCCUGCACCCACAGCUGCUCCUGUACAUCCAUUGCCUGACCUGUCAGUGGCGGAGGCGGUGCCUUUCUCAGUUGUCCAUUCAGAUGGUGAGCCUGAGGGGGAAGGUUUAUUAGGGCAGCCUGCCUUUUCUUCUGUCUUAACUGUCAUGGCAGGAACUGUGAAACAUCCGGUGAGCCUUGAUCAAAUUAGAACCUCGCCGACCAUCACCAGGGACGAGACCGACACCACUCAAUGGCCUUCACAUAGUUCCAGCCAGGGCUCAGAGAUGUCCUCCUCAUCGUUGUCUGCAGGAGAUAGGAUCCUCCUCGCCAGCUCAGAGGUGGGGACGGAUGAGUUAAUUGCUGGAACAUCCAGAGCAGUUGAGCUCACUUUCCCCAAAGAAAAAGCGGCCAGUCUAGCCCCCUCUCAGUCAGUCAGAAUUACCCUUUCUGCUGGGCCCACCGAGAGGACAUCUCAGGUAUCACCUCUGCCCCCUCAACAGGACACCACAACAGCCUCUGUCAGGCUUACCACCACAACUGUAGCUUCAACCACCACGCCUUCCCCAAGAGUCACCACAGGAACCACACAGUCGACCACCACUACCACACCACAGUCCACACCUGUGACCAGGAGAACAACGACAACUACAGCCAUCAGGUCUCAAACCAGUAGAAGAACGUUCACACCACCUGUUCCCAGAACAAGCCCUUCCAGAGGGACCACCACAAUCUUUAUUUCUCCUUUUACUACCACCACAGAGGCUCCACCACAGCAGUGCAACAUCACAGAGCGAUUAUGGGUGAAAACAGUUGUUUCCAUCUAUGUAAGAAGAAACAGGCUGGACAGCAUUCAAAGGCAGAACCUUCGAAGGGGACUAAGUCAGGGCCUCCGAAAGGCUCUGAAUGAUAGUUCAGCCCAGGCUCAGGUGGAGACAGUAUUUGGUUCUCCCAACAUGACAGUGGCUUAUCAUGUGACUGGAGGGGACAUUGUUUACCCUCCCUCUGUAGUGCUGGAAGGCUUGGACUCCUAUGGUCGUGAUAAGCUGAUUGCAGACCUGCGACAGUACCUCCCCAUGGUAACGGCUCUACCCCUCCCAGUUACGUCAUGGAGACCCAUCCCAGCCACUGGCUACCAGCUGAAAACAGUGCUGCAGUUUGUGGGAGAAGGUGAUGAUCCUCGGUCCUGUCGGUUCUCUCAAAUGAUGGAGCAGAGGCUUGAGAAGGUGUUUUCUGAAGCUCAGGCCAAAGUGCUCAACACCAACAGCAGACUCUCUGUUCAGAUGCUGAGUGUCUCCCAGGCAGCAUCCUCUCCUGCUGUGUCAUUGGUCUACACUGUGAAGAAUGGGACUGUCUUCCUUAAUGGCACCACUGCCUCAAAUCUCCUUGGUCAGCUGUCAGCUGAGCUGGUGGGCUACUUCCUCUUCUAUCCACCACUUAUCAUUGCUGAGCCAAUGGAGUACCACAAUCUGAACACCUCUAUUGCUACCAGGGACUUCUGGGUUAUUACAGUGAUCCAGGACGUGGAUAACACCAGCCUCGAGGGACAGUACCAAAGCUUUGCCAGUCUAAUGGAGCAGCGGCUGGCAGAGCUGUUUGUGUUGGCAGGGCAGCAGGGCACUCGAUUCAGACGAGCCACUGCUGUAGGCAGCUACACUGUCCAGAUGGUGAGCAUCCGUAGGGUGUCCGGGUUGAAGAAUCCAGCAGAGAUGACCUACUACGUCCAGCACAAUGGCAUUCCUUUAUCUGGCACAUCAGCUGCCAAGGUCCUGAACACGGUGGAUUCUCAGACCAUGGCACUCACCCUGGGCUACUUUGUCCAGCUACAAGCGGAACCUGUGGUCAAGAACCCUCCUAAUAACCUUUGGAUAAUCGCUGCAGUGUUGGCCCCCAUCGCUGUAGUAACACUCAUUAUCUUCAUCAUCACAGCUGUGCUGUGCAGGAAGAAUAAAAAUGACUUUAAAGCUGAUGCCAUCGGAAACCUCAAUCCCAGAGCUAAGAUGGCGUAUCGGAGAGAUGUGGGCUAUUAUCACCAGCCAGUCCAGGGUUUUGACUAUGCCAAGCAACACCUGGGCCAACAGGGAGGCGAUGAGGAGACCCUGCCUGCCAGUCAGGAUACCUUAGUGAUGUCCCUACAAAUUCGGGAUACACCACUUUCACUAGAAAAGGCCCUGCAACAAGAUGGAACUGCCAACAAGAAAAGCCUCACCACUGAAAAACACAAAAGCAAGUUGCCGAGUGAGGACGGUUCCGUCAUCAGCAACGAAUCAGAGAAGCUGAAUUCCGGCAGGGGCUUGACAGUGCUGAAAGUCACAGCGCAGCAGAAACUGACAAAGGAGGAGACGCGCAAGAGGGACGAUCCAUAUGACACCUCCUCUGGCUCCCUGCAGCUUAUUUCUAUAAAGCCCAUGGCAGCUCAGCCAAACUAUUCACACCCUGCAUCCUCUGACCGUAGCCAGGACUCAGCCAUCGUCAACGGAGAGGUGAACUUGGCUCUGAAGCAGAAGUCAGACAUCGAGCAUUACAGGAACAAGCUGAGGCUGAAAGCUAAAAGGAAGGGCUAUUAUGACUUCCCCUCCACCGAUGGCAGCAGCAGCAGUCGGGCCAUGGUGCAAAGGCAGCGGCACGGCCAUGAGAGGGCAGCUGGUGAGCAUGGCAGACCACUGGAGCCUGAUGAUGAGCGAGGUUCCACUUAUGUCAAGUCUCACAGGAGGCACUCCCAGGUAGGGCAGACGGCAUAUCGCAGCAGACAGAGCCUGAGCAGUCCCAGUCCUGGAGGAACAGAGAUGGACCUCCUUGUUAUGAGGGAGAGACCCAGGAGAGGCAUUCGCAACAGCGGCUAUGAUACUGAACCUGAGCUGAUUGAGGAGACGAAUGUUGACCGUCUAAUGGGAACACGGGGGUACAUGUAUGGCCGGGGCUUGAAAGGCCACUCAGAGACCUCCACUCUGAGCUCACAGCCAUCCAUUGAUGAAGUGCGACAGCAGAUGCACCUGCUGCUGGAGGAGGCAUUCAGCCUGGCUUCAGGGGGCCAGUCCACAUCCGGAAGGCGCUCCCAUCACCACCACCCACCUCCUGACCACUACAGUCAUGCACCACCUCCCCUUCCCUAUGCAGACGUGGUGACUAGUGCCCCGGGUACAAUGAGCUGUGGACGGGGAGGCCUGCAGUGGGUACCAUCUUAUGGCGCAGACGUGUAUCAGUGCAGCCUGCCCAAACCAGCCUUUCACUUCACCCAGCUCCCAGAGAUGGCCAUGGGUUCCCCUCCCCCUUUACCACCUCGCACUGGACCUCCUCCUGGGACCUCCCUAAGGCGUUCCACUUCUGACUUGGGGCCUAAGGGAAGGAGCUCAGAGACGUCUGUCACUGAAAUGCAGAGUCAACAUGACAACAACCCAUAUGGGCCAACUACUAGAGCAGUACUUCCAUCCAUCACUGCAGAGCAGCCUGUGUCCAACUACUCAGGAAACCCAAUAACAGCCGUCUACGCCAUCCCAGCCACCAGGCCCGGCUACUCAGAAUACUUUGUGUCCACACCACCCACUUCCUACCACAGUCCCUCCUGGAUGUCCUAUCCACCUGAACCUGAGGAUGUGCCACCACAGUGGGCAGACUCUUUGCCCCUGCCUGGGUAUGUAGAGGCUUUUCCUCACCCUCGCUACCCACAGGGGAGCCCCACCAGGCUGCCCCUGCAGUACAACCAGGCACUGGAGCAGCCGCCCUCUGCCCCCAGCACAGCAUCCCAGCAAAGCCUGCCGCAGGUGGUUAAGGACAUGGACAGCAUGCCCCUGAGCAGCCUCUCCACCUCUGCACUCGUGCAGGCUAUCCGGCAGGAGGUGGCCAAGCUGGCGAAGAAGCAGAACGACGUGUUUGAGUUCUAGUUUUAAUUCUGCCCCCUUUGUGUGCAGGAGAUGGUUAACUGUGCAUUGGUCUUCAAAAGUGGCACACAAAAGCGGUACUCCUUCAGACUGAUUUUUGAUGUUUGUACUGUAAAAUGGACUGAUCGAUUUACUUUCACACGCCAUUGGUGUUUUGCAACUCCUAACUUAAAGGAACACAAAAGAUUGUUUUGUUCUGUUUUGUUUUGGGGGGUUUUUAGAAAAAAAUUUCAUCCUCUAUUGAUGAUGUCCCAAGUAAGUACAUGCAUCUCUUUGUAGAUAUGUCAAUAGGAUAUGCUAAGUACGGAAAAUGUAAAACAUUUUUCCAGGAGUAGACAUUUUUGUGAAUCAGCAUCAACUGAGAAGAGAGAAAAUGUUACAUUAUAGUCUGUACUGAGAGGACCAAAUCCUUCCUGUCAGAUGGUUAAGUAUAAACCACAUUGUAUAUGAGCAUGUACAGUAUUAGGACAUCAUGUAUCUUAUCUCCUUUUAUAGACCAUUAGCUUCAACAACACGGGCUACAUCAAUAUCAGUUCAUUCGAGCAUCCAUACCAUAUCAAAGUUCCACAUCACUUUUCAAAGAUUAAGUUUAUCACAUAACAACACAACAACAAACACUGACUGUCAUUGGUUUGAAGAUCAUUUUCAGAGAUCUAAAUUGUAGUUCCCGUUAAUUAACAAAUGGACUAAACACACUAUAUAUGUAUCUGCCUUUUUAGUUUAACCCAAUUGAACAUCUAUGAUGAUGUAACAUAUAGAAGGAAAUGUUUGCCUUUAUGUAUCUGAAAUAGAGGGAAGCAUUUAUCCUUGCAAUAUUUGUUUGAGUUACACUGACUUGGUUGACAUUAAUAGACUUUUUUUUACAGUAUUGAGUGGUUAUUAUAGUACUGUAUAUUACUGUUGUUAAAUACUUAGAAACAUGAAGUUUGACCUUACUAUAUGUUCCUCUUUUCUUGAAGAAAACCCAAAUGGAAAAACUUUUAAUUCAUAUUUGCAGCUGGAUGGACACAGAAUAGUAGCAGUUUUAUACAGACCCCAGUGGUUUUAAGAUGCACAGAUGAUUCAAUGCACAUACAAACAUUUGUCACAGAAAAAGUUCUUUUCGCUGCUGGAAGUAGUGCCACAGCUUCUUGUGAAGUUAAACUAUAAAGAAGGUAAGGGUGAGUGUGUUGUUUGUUUACUGGCCUUAAGACAUCUUAAUGGUCUCAAUGGGUGCAUUUCAUGAAUAAAAUAUAAAGUUCAUGUAAACUAUUGACCUAAUGAGAGGUCCUACAUCAGUACUCCUGUUCUAAGAAGUUAUUAGAGUCCUUGUGUAACAUUGUGAAUGUCUGCCUGAGAGUGCACAGUACAGCACUUUUCUUGUUAUCUAAAAGCUGUUACAGAAGCACCGUGUUCAGUGUGAACAUCAAUGUGGAACAUCAGUGUACCGUGGAAUCAAUCAGUUUAUUAAGGUGCAAAGUGCAUAUGUGCUGAGGUAGACAUUUACCUUAAGAAGCUAAUUUCAUAAUCAAUAAUUUAAUUACAAAACUGCUGCUUCAUAUCAUCAGUCUUAGUUAUACUUUAAAUCAACCAGACAGUACAUAACAAGCUCCCACCAAACAGAUAACAUAAAAACAUUUUAAAAAAUACCAACAUGUUAAAGAGAUGAAAUUAGAAAAGACUACAGACAUAAAUAAAAACAAAGUCUCCUCCAGACAUGACAAAGUAAAGUUCAGGGCAGUUCUUUGCCAAAAUUGCACUUAUAGUACAUUAUGUUAAACAAAAGACCAAGCCUUCUGACAGCUACUGGAAUAAAGAAGACCAGUGCAUGCCAGAAUUAUUCCAGCAGCUACAAGAAGGAAGGAGGUCAAGUCUUUAUUUAGUGUGAGAUUGGUUCUUGGAUCUUGAAACUGCGCUUAUUUAAUCCAAAUCACUUCUGGCCAUUAAGUCUUCUUAAUCAGCUCUGUCAACCUGUUUUAUUUUGUCUGUUUUUGAAAUCAGACUAAGACAAUGCACAAAAUAUAACUAUGAACAAUUUAAUAAAACUCCUAUGAAAUCCAUUAAAACAUACAUGAAAGGAAUUCAUCUUGGGAAAAGAUUCAUAUUUCACUUUGACAUAAAAGCCAUGAAUAAGGUUAUGAUGAAUUCUCAAUACAGGAUUGCCUGGGAAUGAAAAGUGGCAUUGACUGCAGAUGAGUGCACAUAGGCCUAUAGCAGGGGUGCUGCAAUAUGUUUGCAUAAACAUUCAGAUGCUAUAAAUUACCUAUACUUUUACUGUGUUGUUGCAAAUCACAUGGAAUGCUUUGCUGAUUAUUAUAAUCAAUGCUGUCAUAAGACAGAUGCCAGUUGAGACAUAAGAAAGACAACCAUGAGUAAAAAUGCCUUUAAAUCAUAAUUUCCUUUCAACAGCAUUACUGUAACAGCAGUCCUCAAUGAAUUUAGCCUUUUGAGUAAACGGUCCCUCUCUUCUUUUAUACUCAUGCCUGUUGGUGUGUAAGUAGGUAUAAGGAAAUGCUGUUUGUCUUAAACUCAAAAAGAACUUUUUUUUUGUUCCUUGUUUUCCAGAGAUUCCUUUUACCCGUUAUUCAGAGGAGCACUUAAUGUCUUAAGAACUGUACGAAAUACAGUGAAACCAUUUUUGUGUAUACCAGAAGUGAACACCUUCCCACAUUCUCAUGCUGGAAAACUUUCGCGGUAUUAAAUAAAAGGCUUUAAGGUGGUUUAUUUGUUUAGAAAAAUGAUGGGUAUUUAUUCUAUAAAAUGAAACAUGAAGUGAGCUAAAUCUAUUAAAAAUCAAUGUCUUUUUGUCUUCCUGACUGGUUUGCUCAUUUCCUUUUCAUCUGCUUGAUCUUGUUAUAUUUGAUGUUCCUCAGAGAUUGAUCUGAGAGAGACCUUGAGACAGGUGGAGAAUGAGAGAAAUAUUAGCCUACAUGAUUAAAAUCAAAUAAAAGAUUUUAUUAGAAGAAUCAAUCAGCAGUCUCUGUCUUCAGUACCUCUUCUACUUUCUGCAUGCCAUUUUUCCUGCAGUUGUUGCACUGAUGCUCCACUUGUACAGUCUUUCCUGGUAUUGCUUAUUAUUAUUACCACCUACUUACA
Messenger RNA from Larimichthys crocea (large yellow croaker), 7715 nucleotides. RefSeq names its product KIAA1549-like b. The transcript has 22 exons. NCBI's taxonomy places the organism in Eukaryota, Metazoa, Chordata, Actinopteri, Sciaenidae. The record is from RefSeq and is a predicted model, not a curated record. Bases 519 to 4643 code for a protein of 1374 amino acids.